Aspergillus welwitschiae is the source of this 733-nucleotide messenger RNA. RefSeq lists its product as uncharacterized. Bases 163 to 426 code for a protein of 87 amino acids. The record is from RefSeq and is a predicted model, not a curated record. The transcript is spliced from 2 exons. NCBI's taxonomy places the organism in Eukaryota, Fungi, Ascomycota, Eurotiomycetes, Eurotiales, Aspergillaceae.
UAGACAGUAUAUCUUUGAGACGCCAUCUGGCAUAUCCGGACAUAGAUGCACAUAAUCGCGAGCUGCUGCCCAUUCGAACGUGACAGCUUCUGAGAUACUUGUCAAAUUCUGUAUACGGCAAACAAACCAUCACCAGUUGGAAAAUACCAGACUGCAGCGAACAUGCCUUUUAGUUCUCAGGAUUCCGGAGUGACUGGCGCCGCCAAAUUCGUCACAUCGACCCUCGGCAACGCGGUCGGGGGCGUCUCUCGCACCGUUGGCGGGGUGACAGGCGCCGCGGGGCGAGGUGUCGGCGAUACCAUCACCGGCGCCACGGGGAGCGCAGGGAAGCCCGUUGGCGAUGCAUUGGGGAGCGUGGGAAGCGGCGUGGAGGAUGGAGCCCGGAAGGUUGCCAAGGGAAUUGAGGAUGCUGGACAGUGGAAAUGAGAGGGGUUGAGGAGAUCCGGAUGAUGAGGAGUAGAGUAAACAAUGAUGAUGUCGGUCGGUAGGCGGUGUGUCAGGUUGAGUGGUCUCCCUGCACUUUGACGGACUCUUAUUAUAUUGCUCGCGAUUGGUGAAUAAUUACCUAGGAGCAAUCUGGACGACCCUUAAUGAAUAUAUUGCUUCAUUGUUACUCCUUUUGAUAAUUCCUUACAUCUGCAGGUACAGAACCUCUACAUAACUGUGCUUGCAUAUAUUGGCGGCAUAAUAUCCCCUGGAGGAAAGCGGUCAGUACUAGCAGCACUAGGAUGGC